UUUUUUAAGGCGGUAUGUUAUAUAUAUUAGUAUAUACAGUUUAGACACCCAAAGUCAUGAGACUCGAGUAGAAUCUAGUGAGUGUCGGUGUGUGAGAAAAGAGAGAGAGAGAUUGUACGUAACACAUUGCUCCGUAUUGCACAUGGGGUUUACUGCCACGACCUGUACGGCUACACGUUCAAAGAUCAAACUUCCAGACUAAAGAGAAAGAACAUUAUCAUUUUGAUGAUUUACAAUCAUAUUAUUUAUAAAUAAUAAUAAAUUAACAGCAAGUGUUAAGUAUUAUUAAAUAAUCUGUUAAAUAAAAUGUACACGGUGUCGAAAGGACCAAGUAAAAUUGUUGCGAAAACUCGCCGAGGAAUAAGUCAGAACCUUGACAGAUUAGAUACCUUGAGAGAUUUGACGAGAAAAUCGGAUCCUAGUGAAAAAGAAUGCGAUGAUGAAAUCGACCGUCAUGCACCAAAGCCCGUCUUCAAUGUCAAUGGAAAAUCAAAAAUUUCUUCACAAAGACAUAGGAUGCAGGAGGUCAUUACUCCUCAACACGAGGAGCUCAUUAAAUUUGUAUACGAAUCAUGGAGUCAGGUAGGCAGCUGUACAGGAAACGGAGUCUCUGAAGACUCACAUGAUUCUGAAAGAGGAGAUUUAAUCACGUCUUUGUAUUACAACGAUGGUGAACCAAAUGACGUUCUUCAAGAUUUCAAACCAUUCGACCUGGAGUCAUGGUGGGGAAAAAGAUUGUUCAAUAACAUCACAAAAUCUCUUUAAAAAACAAAUUUUUUAGGAGAAAGAGCUAAAGUUUUUUUAAAUGUGCAUAUUAACUUUUAACUAACGUAUAAUUAAAUAAAAAAAAAGUAAUGCUAGUAUAAAAAUAAUAAAAAAAGUCCCUGUGCUUGGGAAAAUAUCGCGGCGAAAUGAACAUUGCUCGAUUAUGUACAAUAUCCCGAACGAUAAUUAAGCCCAAAGUGUUUUUUAGAUGAUAUAUAUCAGCCGACAUAUAUAUAUAUCACAGCUGUUGUUAGUAUGGUUAUUAUUAAUGAUGUUAUUUGUUGAUGCAACGAUUUAUUGAAGGGAGAGACAAAGGUUGUUGAUGAUUUUAUAAAAUUAAAUUACUGUACAUAUGCGUUAAAAAAAAAAAUGAAGAAAAUUGUUUUGCAGGAGUGAAAGAAAGUGUGAGAGAAAGAAUGAUAUAAAUAUAAAUAAACUUUUCUAUUAAAAAAAAAUAAUAAUCUACUCUCGCACACCAAUAGAAUAUUUAACAAUUUAUUUAGUGUAUCUUUGUAGACUGAUAUUUUUUAAGAUUGUUAUAUGUUCAUUUAAAGAGGCUCUGUAAUCAUUAAUGAAUGAAUGAAAAAAGAAAAAAAAAUAGUUGAUAAUAAUAAUAAUAAAUCAUUUGUUUACAGAGAUUUAUUUCCAUCGCGAUUUGUAGUCCAUUUUAUUGUAGUGCAAUAGUUUACUAUUAUAUUUUUUAGCCGAAAUCGGCUGAAAAAAACCAAUUGUUAAUGAUAUGAGUAUAAAUAUAUCUUUGUAUACCACUCAA
Molecule: messenger RNA, 1537 nt
Organism: Microplitis demolitor
Lineage: Eukaryota; Metazoa; Arthropoda; Insecta; Hymenoptera; Braconidae
Product: MAPK regulated corepressor interacting protein 2
Exons: 6
Coding region: 307-765 (152 amino acids)
Source: RefSeq, a predicted model, not a curated record